CACUAUAAAAUCUUUCCCACUCGGCUUCUUUAAUUCGUGAUUCGCAGGAGCUUGAGCACGUAACAAGACAAGAAUUCCACCUUAGAUGAGCAUCUGUGUGUGCGUUUGUUUUUGACGAGGCAGUGACACAGAAACACGCCUUCGAAUCGUUUUUUUUCGUCUGAAGCAGCGAACCAACAUGCAUGUCGACGACUCCCCAAUACUUGGCGUCUUUGGUGGAAGGUUGCACUGGUUUGGCGGACCUGCUCCCUAUCCAUGGUCGAGUUAUCAAAAAUGGACUGGCUCAGAAUUUCAUUCUUGUUGCCAAAAUGCUGGUGGUCUGCUCGAUCUCGGGAUGCAUGCAAUAUGCGAUGGCCAUUUUCAACCAAGUACGAACUCCCAACGUGUUUCUUUACAACACUACCAUCAGAGCUUGCUGCAACAGCAACAAUGCUCGUCUAGGCAUCUUAUUCUACCGUCGGCUCUGUGGAGAUGGGAUCUGUCAUGAUUCGUACACCUUUCCUUUUGUGCUCACUGCGUGCCGCAAGGUUUUGGCUGUUGCAGAAGGACGCCAAGUCCAGGGCCAUAUCAUCAAGCAUGGGUUUGGGGCGGACGUUCUUACGCAGACCCACCUGCUCAAGCUUCUCGCUGAUUGCGGCGACGUGCAUUCUGCUCGCCAAGUGUUUGAGGAAAUGUCCAUGAGAGAUUUGGUGUCUUGGACAACCAUGGUGUCAGCGUAUGCCUCUCGGGAAGGCUACACGGAAUCUGCUUUCAGAUUAUUCGAAGAAAUGCCUUGCAAGGAUCAAAUUGCGUGGAACUCGAUGAUGGUUGCCUUUCUUCAAUGGGGCAACCUCGUCGCUGCUAGGCGAGUGUUUGAUCUGUCUCCACAGGGGGAUGUGGUUGGAUGGACCGCUAUAAUUCGUGGAUAUGCGAAAGAAGGGGACUACUGGGAGUCAUUGAAUCUCUACCACAUGAUGAGGACGCGCUGUGUGAGGCCUAACCAUGUCACUAUUGUGAGUGCAUUGUCUGCAUCAGCUCAUGUUGGCAGUCUUAGAGAUGGGAUGCUGAUACAUCAGCACAUAGAAAAGAGCGGUGUGUUUCUUGAUGAAUAUGUAGGGACAACACUUGUGGAUAUGUAUUCAAAGUGUGGAAGUAUAGAGAGUGCUGCUAAGGUUUUUGGUAUCAUGAAGCGUAGGGAUCUAUACUCGUGGAACACGAUGAUACAGGGGUUAGCUUUUCAUGGACGUGGGACUGAUGCAUUGAAGUUGUUUAACCAAAUGAGAGCAAAUGGGUUGAUCCCCAACGAAAUAACCUUUAUAGCCGUUCUAACAGCUUGUAGCCACAUGGGUCUGGUAGAUUUGGGUCAAUUUUACUUCACGUGUAUGAAAAAUGAGUAUGGCAUCGAGCCCUCAAUUGAGCACUUCGGUUGUUUAGUGGAUCUUCUUGGUCGUAGUGGAUUUUUGUUUGAAGCAGAGGAACUGGCUAAGAGAAUGCCCAUAGAAGCGAACGCUGUGGUUUGGGGAGCUUUGCUUGGCGCUUGUAAACUCCUAGGGAACCUUGAUGUAGGGGAGAGAGCACUGAGGGAGCUAUUAACAUUGGAGCCAGAGAAUAGUGGGAAUUAUGUGCUUUUAUCAAAUUUGUAUGCGGAGACUAAUAGGUGGGAUGAUGUGGAGUGUGUGAGGAAGAUGAUGAAAGAUCCGAGGAUUGAGAGAAGAUCAGGCUGUAGUUCAAUUGAAUUAGGUGGUGUUCUACACGAAUUCGUUCGAGGGGACAAGUCACAUCCCUUGUCUAGGCGUAUCUAUGAAACUUUAGACAGGCUUGCUUUGCAGCUAGACAGUUGCACCUCCAUGGAUGGCUGCCUUUAACAGUGAAAACUUCCGUUAGCACUGUUGUUUGUGAAGCCAUUGCUUCCAAAGCCUGAGCUUGGAAAAUCUGGGUUGACCUUAAAAGCUGUGCAAUGGGUCAUUAAUCUGGCCGCCAAGAUAUCAUGAGGAGUUUCAAACGUUCGUC
Nymphaea colorata (pocket water lily) is the source of this 1989-nucleotide messenger RNA. Its product is annotated as pentatricopeptide repeat-containing protein At5g15300-like. NCBI's taxonomy places the organism in Eukaryota, Viridiplantae, Streptophyta, Magnoliopsida, Nymphaeales, Nymphaeaceae. Gene Ontology annotation, molecular function: RNA binding; protein binding. The transcript is spliced from 2 exons. Gene Ontology annotation, biological process: RNA modification. The record is from RefSeq and is a predicted model, not a curated record. Bases 183 to 1844 code for a protein of 553 amino acids.